AUGGAUUUCACCACUACUGGCUCGCUCAAUGAAGAUGGCAUCCACGUCGACAUGGAUAGACUGAAGAAGGGCGAGGUCAACCUGGGUACCUCCAUGUACGAUCCUCCACGUCCUCGACCCGCGCUCAACAAUUCUGACAUUUCCUCGCAGCAUGGCAGUCACAUUCAAGGACGGCGUCAUUCUCGGUACGCAGAACACUCUCACGGCAAAGCUGCGACAGCUAUAUACGUGUGCGGGACUACGAGGGACUUGAGAGCUGACAGUACCCCUCCACAUGCAGGCGCCGACUCACGAACAACCACGGGCUCAUACAUCGCCAACCGAGUAACCGACAAGCUGACGCGAGUCCACGACACAAUAUGGUGCUGCCGCUCCGUCUCGUCGGCCGACACGCAGGCCGUCGCGGAUAUCGUGCAGUACCAGCUCGGCAUGUACCCCAUGCGCAACCGCAAGCCGCCCAUGACGCAGACGGCGGCGUCCAUUUUCCAGGAGAUUUGCUAUUCCAACAAGGACCGCCUAUCGGCGGGCCUCAUCAUUGCGGGCUGGGAUGAGCGUCACGGCGGUCAGGUCUACUCGAUCCCCCUCGGCGGAUCGCUUCACAAGCAGUCCUACGCCAUCGGCGGCUCAGGCUCGACAUACAUCUACGGCUACUGCGACGCCAACUGGCAGGAGAGCAUGGAGGAGAAGGAGGCCGUCAAAAUUCGUCAAGGGCGCGCUGCGCGAGGCGAUCAAGUGGGAUGGCGGCUCUGGCGGUGUCAUUCUGCGACUGCGAUGCUGGCUCCCCCUGUGACCCGGCAUCCUGUUCGCCCGGGGCUGACGGGUGAGGCGGGCCUGUCCGUGGAUUUAAGAGCAGAGGAGGGGGGUCACGCCAUGCCACAACCAGCGGGAGGCUCAGUCGUCCCGGGUUCCUCUUCGGAGAGGGUACAUGAGGAAUACCCCGACGUUUCAGGGCCCUGUGUAAGGCUGAUGCCCCCGAAGAAGAGAAAGAAGACGAAGAACAGGGAUGGCGUGAGGUUUGACGGCAUGGAGUGCGCCAGCUGGCAGCUUGAGCAUGGGGAUGCGGUGAAGAUAGUCAGGCUCCUGGAGAGGCAAUGA
Molecule: messenger RNA, 1095 nt
Organism: Verticillium alfalfae VaMs.102
Lineage: Eukaryota; Fungi; Ascomycota; Sordariomycetes; Glomerellales; Plectosphaerellaceae
Product: proteasome component PRE3
Exons: 6
Coding region: 1-1095 (364 amino acids)
Cellular component (GO): proteasome core complex
Molecular function (GO): threonine-type endopeptidase activity
Source: RefSeq, a predicted model, not a curated record